Messenger RNA from Diorhabda sublineata, 935 nucleotides. Its product is annotated as cold shock domain-containing protein CG9705. NCBI's taxonomy places the organism in Eukaryota, Metazoa, Arthropoda, Insecta, Coleoptera, Chrysomelidae. Gene Ontology annotation, molecular function: mRNA 3'-UTR binding. Gene Ontology annotation, biological process: regulation of mRNA stability. Gene Ontology annotation, cellular component: cytoplasm. The record is from RefSeq and is a predicted model, not a curated record. The transcript is spliced from 3 exons. Bases 113 to 466 code for a protein of 117 amino acids.
GAACGCAGCUGACUUAUGUCAACGUACUAUUGUGUCAAAUUUUAUUAUACAAUUUAUUUUCAAAGUUUUUUAAUAGUGCUUUAUCUGUUUUAAUAAAUAAUUUUUGAAAAGUAUGUCAGGAGGUGACGGAAAACUACCAAUGUCUUAUUUAAUUCCCAGUCCUAUAAUAACGAAAAGAACAAGAACACCAUCAGUUUCUGAACGAAUUGUUAAAUCUAAAACACUACAUGGGACGAUAAAGGAGUUUUGCCGUGAGAAAGGACAUGGUUUUAUAAGUCAAGAAGACGGAUCUGGCGAUAUAUUCGUACACGUUUCUGACAUUGAAGAUGAAUACGUUCCAUUACCAGGGGAUCGCGUGAAGUUUCAAUUGUGCCCGAUACCGCCGAAAUUUGAAAAAUUCCAAGCGGUUCACGUGCAUAUUGUCGAUCUUAAACCUGAGGUACACAGAAAAUGGGACAAUCUGUAGGUAUCUUUUUCUACUUUUUAUAUCCACAAACUUUGAUGUAAAUUUAAUUUUUUUUAUUUUAAAAUAAACAUCCUCGAGUAAUUUAAGAAUUUUUGAUUGUUUUUUAAAGUUUUUCUCACAUCAAUUAGGGUACAAGAUAGUCUAGAAAUAGUGAUUAUGAUACAUUUGUAUGGAAUUUUUUCAUUUUUACGAGGACAAUAAAAUUUUCAGUCAAAACUAACUGUUGUGCUUUUAAUUCAUUAUAAAUAUCAUUAACCUUGUUCUAUUCCAGUCAGUAUUGUAAUUAUAUACAUUUUAUACACAUUUUUCAUAGAUAAAUAUACAAAAUUGAGGUUAUACAAGUUUAUGAAAUAAUAGAUUUGUAGAAUAUACAAAAUUUUUAAUCCUCUAUGUGAUUUUGUUAGUAAUUUUAGUUAAAUAAUGUAUUAUGAUGGUAAAUGUCGUAAAUAUAUAUUUCAGAAGAAUUGAA